AUGGCUCCAAACGAGACAGGGGAUGAACUUGUUUUCUUUGUGAAUGGUAAAAAGGUGGUGGAAAAAGAUGUGGACCCAGAAACAACUCUGCUAACCUAUCUACGAAGAAAAUUGGGCCUAUGUGGAACCAAACUAGGCUGUGGAGAAGGUGGAUGUGGUGCUUGCACUGUUAUGAUAUCCAAGUAUGAUCCCUUUCGGAAGAAAAUCCUCCACCAUACUGCCAACGCUUGCCUCUUCCCUGUCUGUGCCCUGCAUCAUGUAGCUGUAACUACUGUUGAAGGCAUAGGAAACACGAAAUCCAGGCUGCACCCAGCCCAGGAGAGAAUAGCAAAAAGUCAUGGGUCCCAAUGUGGCUUUUGCACUCCAGGCAUUGUCAUGUCCAUGUAUACAUUGCUUAGGAACAAAUCUGAUCCCAGAAUGGAGGACAUAGAAGAUGCUUUCCAAGGGAACUUGUGUCGGUGUACAGGGUACAGACCCAUCCUGGAAGGAUACAGGACAUUUGCUAAAGACUCAAAUUGCUAUGGCAGAGUAGCCAAUGGCACUGGAUGCUGUCGUAGUGAAAGGGAAAAUAGCAUGAAUGGGGGCUGCUGUGGAGGAAAAGCCAAUGGUCCAGGCUGCUGCAUGAAUGGAAAAGAAGACAAUGUGAUAAUGAUGUCCUCCAGCCUGUUCAAUUCUUCUGAGUUCCAGCCACUGGACCCUACACAGGAGCCAAUCUUCCCACCAGAGUUAAUGACUCAGAGUAACAAACAGCAGAAACGGCUGUGCUUCAAAGGCGAGCGUGUGAUGUGGAUUCAGCCUACAACUCUCAAGGAAUUGGUGGCUCUCAAGUCCCAGUACCCCAAUGCCAAGCUUGUUGUGGGGAACACAGAAGUGGGUAUUGAGAUGAGGUUAAAGAACAUGUUGUAUCCAGUGAUAAUAGCACCAGCAUGGAUCUCCGAAAUGAACGCUGUUCAGCACACAGAGACAGGGGUCACCUUUGGUGCUGCCUGUACCCUGAGCUCAGUAGAGGAAGUGCUGAGAAAAGCAGUGGCAGAGCUUCCUCCUUACAAAACAGAGGUCUUCCAGGCUGUCCUUGAACAGCUGCGGUGGUUUGCAGGGCCACAGAUCAGGAAUGUUGCCGCUCUUGGUGGGAACAUAAUGACAGCAAGCCCAAUUUCUGACUUAAAUCCUGUGUUAAUGGCAAGUGGAAGCAAACUGACUCUGGUAUCAAAUGGGGGCAAAAGGACUAUCACAAUGGAUGAGAAGUUUUUCACAGGAUACAGGAAGACAAUAGUUAAGCCUGAAGAAAUACUUCUCUCUGUUGAAAUACCUUACAGCAAGAAGGGUGAAUACUUCUCAGCUUUCAAGCAGGCUUCCCGUCGGGAGGAUGACAUUGCUAUUGUGACCUGUGGGAUGAGAGUCCUGUUCCAAGAUGGCACUAGCCGAGUGGAGGAGAUAAAACUAAGCUAUGGAGGAAUGGCUCCUACAACUGUCCUGGCACUAAAAACUUGCCAGCAGCUCACUGGCAGAGACUGGAACGAGAAGCUGCUGCAGGAUGCCUGCCGCUUACUGGCAGGUGAGAUGGAUCUGUCUCCUUCUGCGCCUGGUGGGAUGGUGGAUUUCCGACGUACGCUCACACUCAGCUUCUUCUUCAAGUUCUACCUGACAGUCCUUCAGAAACUGAGCAAGAACCACAAUGGCACUAACAAUCUGUGUGAGCCUGUCCCCUCGAACUACAUCAGUGCUACAGAGCUGUUUCACAAAGAUCCCAUUGCAAAUGCCCAACUCUUCCAAGAAGUGCCCAGGGGGCAGGCAGUUGAAGAUAUGGUGGGCCGGCCUCUGAUGCACGUUUCAGCAGCCAAACAAGCAUGUGGAGAAGCUGUUUACUGCGAUGACAUCCCUCGUUAUGAGAAUGAGCUGUAUCUAACACUGGUGACCAGCACCAAAGCCCACGCUAAGAUCCUUUCUGUAGAUGCAUCUGAAGCCCAGAGUGUUCCCGGCUUUGUGUGUUUUCUCUCCGCCAAGGAUAUUCCUGGCAGUAACAUCACUGGCAUCGCUAAUGAUGAGACUGUCUUUGCUGAGGAUGUGGUCACUUGUGUUGGUCAUAUCAUCGGUGCAGUUAUUGCAGACACACAAGAACAUUCCAGAAGAGCGGCUAAAACUGUGAAGAUUAAGUAUGAAGAGCUCAAACCUAUUGUCACAAUUCAGGAAGCUAUUGAGAAACAAUCCUUUUAUAAGCCUAUAAAGAGGAUUAAUAAGGGAGAUGUGAAGAAAGGAUUUGAAGAAUCUGAUCACAUUUUGGAAGGAGAGAUGUACCUUGGUGGACAGGAGCAUUUCUAUCUGGAAACUCACUGUACUGUGGCUGUACCAAAGGGGGAAGAUGGCGAGAUGGAACUCUUUGUGUCGACCCAAAACCUAAUGAAGACACAGGAGUUUGCUGCUAAUGCAUUGGGAGUCCCUUCAAAUCGGAUUGUGGUUCGAGUGAAAAGACUGGGAGGAGGAUUUGGAGGAAAAGAGACUAGGAAUACUAUUUUGACAACUGUAGUGGCUGUUGCAGCCUUCAAAACUGGCCGCCCAGUAAGGUGCAUGCUGGAUCGAGAUGAGGACAUGCUGAUAAGUGGUGGGAGACAUCCUUUCCUGGGGAGGUACAAGGUUGGUUUCAUGAAGAAUGGGAAACUUAAGAGUCUGGAGGUGUCAUACUACAGCAAUGGGGGCAACUCUGUAGACCUCUCUUAUGGUGUUAUCGACAGAGCCCUGUUACAUUUGGAUAACUCCUACAACAUCCCCAAUGUCAGCAGCAUGGGCUUUAUUUGCAAGACCAACUUGCCUUCCAACACAGCCUUUCGUGGCUUUGGAGGGCCCCAGGGAAUGAUGAUUGCUGAGUGCUGGAUGAACGACCUUGCUCGGAAGUGUGGCCUGCCACCUGAGGAGGUGCGGAAGCUCAACCUUUAUAAUGAAGGAGACCUGACUCAUUUUAACCAAAAGCUGGAGGGAUUUACUCUACGAAGAUGCUGGGAUGAAUGUUUGUCAAGCUCCAGCUAUCAUGCCAGGAAGAAACUAAUUGAAGAAUUCAACAAGCAGAAUCGCUGGAAGAAGAGAGGGAUGUGCAUCAUUCCUACCAAAUUUGGCAUCAGUUUCACUGUCCCAUUUCUGAACCAGGCUGGAGCUCUGAUCCAUGUGUAUACAGAUGGCUCUGUGUUACUUACGCAUGGGGGGACUGAGAUGGGCCAAGGACUUCACACCAAAAUGAUUCAGGUUGCUAGCAGGUCACUGGGAAUCCCCACCUCCAAAAUUUUCAUCAGUGAGACCAGCACAAACACCGUGCCAAACACCUCCCCAACAGCUGCGUCUGUCAGUGCAGACAUCAAUGGAAUGGCUGUCCAUAAUGCGUGUGAGACUAUCUUAAAAAGACUUGAGCCGAUCAAACAGUCUAAUCCCAAAGGAUCCUGGGAAGACUGGAUUAAAGCUGCCUAUGAGAACUGUGUUAGCCUGUCGGCCACGGGGUUUUAUAGAAUUCCUGACCUUGGCUACGACUUUGAAAAGAACGAAGGGAAACCAUUCUGCUACUUCAGUUAUGGUGUUGCUUGCUCCGAGGUUGAGAUAGAUUGCCUGACAGGUGACCACAAGAACAUUCGCACAGACAUUGUUAUGGAUGUUGGCACCAGUCUGAACCCAGCCAUAGAUAUAGGACAGAUAGAAGGAGCAUUCGUCCAAGGCCUUGGGCUCUUCACCAUGGAGGAGCUGCGCUAUUCUCCUGAAGGGAACCUGUACACUCGAGGGCCUGGGAUGUACAAAAUCCCAGCUUUUGGAGACAUCCCAACAGAAUUCUAUGUGUCUCUUCUACGUGACUGUCCAAACAGCAAGGCGGUUUAUUCAUCCAAGGCUGUGGGAGAGCCACCUCUGUUCCUGUCUGCGUCAGUGUUUUAUGCCAUUAAAGAUGCCAUCUAUGCAGCGAGGAAGGACUCUGGCCUGACUGAACCGUUCAGGCUGGACAGCCCUGCCACCCCAGAGAGGAUCCGCAAUGCUUGUGUGGACAUCUUCACCAAAAUGUGCCCUUCUGCUGAGCCAGGGACCUUUAAGCCAUGGUCUGUGCGUGUGUAA
Messenger RNA from Egretta garzetta (little egret), 4080 nucleotides. RefSeq names its product xanthine dehydrogenase (gene XDH). Bases 1 to 4080 code for a protein of 1359 amino acids. The record is from RefSeq and is a predicted model, not a curated record. Gene Ontology annotation, molecular function: iron ion binding; molybdopterin cofactor binding; 2 iron, 2 sulfur cluster binding. The transcript is spliced from 37 exons. NCBI's taxonomy places the organism in Eukaryota, Metazoa, Chordata, Aves, Pelecaniformes, Ardeidae.